GGAAAGUGGGAAGUCCCUCUGCCCAAAGUUCGUGCCCAGGGAGAAACAGAAGUGUUAAAAGUUAUUCGGACAGGAAAGAGAAAAAAGAAGGCAUGGAAGAGGAUGGUUACUAAAGUCUGCUUUGUAGGAGAUGGCUUUACAAGAAAACCACCUAAAUAUGAAAGGUUCAUCAGGCCAAUGGGUUUACGUUUCAAGAAAGCUCAUGUAACACAUCCUGAACUGAAAGCCACCUUUUGUCUCCCCAUACUUGGUGUGAAAAAGAAUCCUUCAUCCCCGCUAUAUACAACUUUGGGUGUAAUUACCAAAGGUACAGUCAUUGAAGUGAAUGUGAGCGAGUUGGGCCUUGUGACGCAAGGAGGCAAAGUUAUUUGGGGGAAAUAUGCCCAGGUUACCAACAACCCUGAAAAUGACGGAUGCAUAAAUGCAGUUUUACUGGUUUGACAGCACUUUCAUACAAAGAACCCCUUAUAAUUAUGACUACAAAAUGAUCAGGACAACCAGCAAUACUGUGAUGUUUGUGGAUACUACCAAACAGCCUUACAUAUCUGCAAUCAAGAGAGCUAUUUAUUAAAUUGUAAAAGAAAAACAUUAAAAUGG
Messenger RNA from Castor canadensis (American beaver), 597 nucleotides. It is a transcript of the gene Nsa2, whose product is annotated as NSA2 ribosome biogenesis factor. NCBI's taxonomy places the organism in Eukaryota, Metazoa, Chordata, Mammalia, Rodentia, Castoridae. The record is from RefSeq and is a predicted model, not a curated record.